Messenger RNA from Linum trigynum, 5270 nucleotides. NCBI's taxonomy places the organism in Eukaryota, Viridiplantae, Streptophyta, Magnoliopsida, Malpighiales, Linaceae. The record is from the annotation of a GenBank genome assembly.
UAACAACGACCAUUAAUCUGGCUAGAUAACAUAUUAAUACUGAGUAGUAAUACAUCUAGAUACUGAGUGACCUCUUUGAUAUAUGAAACUUGUACCAAUUUUUUGCUUGCGUUAUUUGCUUUUAAUUGCUGUCGCUCAAAUUUGAUUGCUAGAUAACAGAUUAAUACCGAGUAGUAAUACAUCUAGAGAUCAUGAGUUAAUAAUUAAACUUACUUCCACUAUGAUACAGCUCUAUCAUUGGUUGCACUUUCGAGCGAGUCAUAUGGUCAAUUAAAAAUUAAAAUGCAAAAAGAAAAUAUGAAUGAAAGAUAAAUGAGGAGAGAGAAGAGGAAAGGGGUUCUCAUCAUAAGCAUUUUUAUUUUAUUAUGAAAAUAGCAUUCUUCUAUUAACAACCAUUAUAUUUAUUUUAUUGUUUUUUUCUCGAUUUUCCUAUCAUACCUCAAAUCCAAUGAUUGUAAUUAAUUAUGGUUUCAGUGGGUUGGGUGAACAAAAUGAACUUGACCUGACUCAUUCGUCCAAUUCCACCCAACCCACUCUAUUUACAUUUAAAUUAAGAUUUAAGAAUGGGUGCAAGUUUGGGUUAUGCAAUCAAUAGAUACCUUACCCAAUCCAACUCAUGUUAUAACUAUUAUCCUAAGAGUCGUAUCUACACGUAUUUGUGUUUUAUGCAAGCAUAUUUGUUAUGAAGUUUGGAUAUUUUGUCAUAUUUUUGUCUCAUGGUCUCACUUACCUAAUGCAUUCUUAACGUGAAUAUUUUGACUCAUAUUUAAUAUAAGGUAUGAUUCAAAUUGCCAUUUUCUAGUUAACAAUUUUUGAAGCAAAUUGCUUAUGAAAACUACUAUAUAUAUAUGUUGAAGCAAAUUGCACUUCAUCAAGAUCCAAUCUAUUGCUUCUAUGCAUUUUGAUGAUUUUCACUUCACCUUAUUUGCUUGAAAUUUAAUUAAUCAUAUAUUUUUUCUUUUAUAGUGUAAAAUAGUUUUUUCUUGUGUCUUGGGUUGGGUAUUACUUAAAUGUCUAGUCCAUCUCACCCAACCCAACCCAAUCAUAAAAGAAAACUCCGGAUUUUAAUUUUUUUUGUGUGAGUUUGAAUUUAGUAUGUUCAAAAUCAAAGCGUAUGGUUCAGUGUUUCAGACACCCGACCACACACACUCCUAAUUACAGUUAAAAGGUGACUCAUUUGGCAUCAUAACCAAACUCCAAUGUCCCCUUAUUCCCCAUUUUUCGCCACAUGAAAAAUUCGAUAUCACAAUCCCCCUUUUUUAUUUUUAUUUUUAUCCUUUUUAGCCCCUAUUACAACCCCUAAAGCUAAAAUAACUUUUUUUUAAUUUUCCUCACCACUAUUGUGAGUGGUUUACUUAGAAAUUAUUUAUCGCCAAAGCGGCAACGCCCCAACAGACACUAUUUCAGUUAUUGAAUUUAUUCACCAUACUAUUCUGGUUUUGUUGGCUCAAUUUCGCAGGUUGCAUUGCAAAGUGUGAUGUGGUUCCUGGCAAUGUAGCUCCUCAAGUGUUUCCAACUUCUCUGUGGGCUUCCACUCAUACUAUUUCGCUAGAUGGGUUAGUGAUGUUUGUUGAUGUCACUACGACAAGCGAAUUUCAAGGGCUGGUGGGGGCAUCUUCAACAUUGGAUGAGGGAUAUCAAAGGCAUUUCUUGUGAAAUUAUUGGCCGUCCAACAUGCGAUGUGAUGGUGUUUAACUAGGGACGAUACGGCCGAUGGUUUUGCAGGGGAUGCUCAAACUUUGUACUAAUGAAGGUCCAUGAGAGGCAACUGGAAGAUGCCCGGGGAGAGACAGUUCUAGAGAAUAAUUUUGCAUUGUUAGAUUUAUUUAAGCAGAUUGAGGCUCAUUGUUAACGUCGAUGUAACAAAAUUUCUCACUUGGUGAUAAGAAAGGCCCUUCUCUCGUUCCCUUCUUUAGUAGAGUUCAAUUUUAUUUCAUGGUUUUCAUCUACUUUGUAUCUACCUCUUUUCUCAUUAAUACAAAUGAUCAUUUAACCCCAAAAAAAAAAAAACAGACAAAUGUAGCAUUAAGGACAAAAGCAUCCUUACACCUAAAGAUCUCCAAAAUGAACAAAAUUAAAAAUGAUUUAAAAUGGAUGCUCUAUUUUUUGGCUACCACUUUCAGAUUGAGGGGUUCCUGCAUUGUUAUUGUGUUUUUCGGUUGGCAUUUUCUGAUAUUACGAUGGCUUAGGGUUUGUGCAUAUGGGUAUAGCUUUGUCUCGCUUUUGUCAUGAUCGCUCUUAUUUGUUAUCACUUGCCCUUUUGUCAGAUUCCAUGAGUGUCAAGAUGGUCGAGGUAAGGGUCUUACUAAAUCUUCCUUGCUCUGAGAUUUUCAAGAUUGACAUUAUCGUUGUGAAGCUAUGGCUCUUACAUGUCAAACUAUUUCGGAUAGUUUGACGGUGUUUUCUAAUGCUUAAACUACUCUAAAGUGGAUAGGGGUUUGGAUUUGUGGGGUAUGACUUCAUACUCAUGCUUUGCGGUCUAAAUGUCGGCGUGGUGAGGAUAUUUUUGUGAAGCCUCCUGAACUUCGACUUCACACCGUGAAAUUUUUGUGGUGAUGAUAUUUUGUGGUGAUGGCUAUGUUCAUUUUAUUAUUUAUGAUAUUCUCAGAACUUCGGCUUCGCACCGUGAAAUUCGUCUAUCUCUAUGCUUGAUUGUUUGUUCUAUAUGGAUCUUCGCACCGUGAAAUCUAUCCCUCCUAAGUGUCAUCUUGGGUUUGCGCGUGCUCUGAAAGGGGCAUUGGAUGAUGUCGGUGUUUCUCCUAGUUACCUCUUCUGGUGAAUCCGCUUACUUGCGUUGCCUCUUUGCAUGCUUAAGACCUUUUCUCCACGGAGUCAUCUUGACUGUUGGUAUGUUGUUAAGCCCCAUCGUCAGGAGGAGAGUGCUACCAGCGCUAUUCUUGCCUUGGGUGCUCGUGGCAGUUUGCAGAUUUUGCGAGAGACUUUAGAUGAGGUUCCCCUUUGUUUGCUAUGGAGGAGGAUCUUUAUUUGAGUGAGCUCAACCUUUGGCAGUGUCAGAGGAAAAUUUGUGAUGGGCAUUAUACUGUUGUUGUUCGCGUGCUUUCUUCAUCCAGCAUUGCCCCUUAUUCUAAAGCCACUCUUGUAACUUUACACGAUAAGCAUCCCGUCACUCCAUCUCCCUCUCUACCGACUUUAGCUAUGGAUCAUCAUCCUCUUGUUUCCUCUUCAGCCGUUGUUUUGGAUAUGAUUAUGAGCUUCCCUCGUGGUACGUCUUGCGGGAGGGAUGGUUUUUGGGCUCAACAUCUUAUGGAUUGUUUGGAUGGUGAUGUUGUUGCUAUCUCGGAUGAUUUAAUUGCAUCUAUUACUAGGAUGGUUAAUCUUUUACUUAAGGGUCGAUAUCCACAGCCCCUUGGUGAGUACGUUGCUAACGCUCCGCUCACGCCAUUGUUUAAACCAUGGAGUGGUAUCCGUCCUAUAGAUGUUGACUAAUAUAAUUCGGGUCAAGGGAUUCAAACUCGCACAAUAAUCAGAACACGCAUCACUCCAAUUUUGGGUUUUUCUAGGGUUUUCUUUAAGAACGCAAAAAAGUAUAGAUAAUGCGAAAAUCGAUCAAAUGAUUCCGAACUUGUGAGAAAGGCUAAUCAGUGUAUUCGUCGCUUUCCAUGACCAGAUGUGAUCGUCUGGUCGAUAAGAGCCUCAUACAAUCCUCCAGAAUCAUUGAAGAAGAGUUUGCAAAACAGUUCAAACUUGAACACAGAAAUCUGUCGAUUUCUUUUAUAGAUAAAACUUGAUGAAUGUUGGUUGAUUGUUUCAUACAAUAAAACUCUUCUCCUUAUAUAGGAGUCCCAAAAUAACCCUAAAAAUGAACUAAAAAUGACACUUAAACACUAAAUAACAAGUUCAAAACACAAAUAGUGAAUUAGCAACACUUCAGCGCCGCCCAGCUCGGCGCCCAACCUCAAUUCAUCAAAUACCCGAUCGGAUAUUUUGGUGUCAUGGUCGCGGGGCCUAAUGGUCGUGAUAGUUGGCCUGGCCCUCACAAUAAUCGGUCGGGUAUUUCCCUCUUCUGGCCGGAUUUUUGGGUUCUUCCUCCCAUCUUGCCCUAUGACUAUGCUUCGACCCUCAAACAGCUCCAACUCCUCCGACGAUCAUCUCUUGGUCACUUAGACCCUUCUCUCUGUCUUCUCAAAUCUCUCUUGCCUUCAUCUUCAGACCACGAUCAUUAGAUGUUCUUAGAACUCGAUGAACAUCAUGUGAGGUGAUCUCGGUUCCAUCAAUGACAUUGUCUAGUCUCUAAGGUUGGUGCUUGUCUUGUUGGUCCUUCUUUAUCUUAUUGUUUUUAUGGUCUUCAGUUUGGGGUCGAAGUUUUUGGUGGAGGAGAAGCUAUUUCGGAUGCUUUGAAUCGGUUCUUUGAGGCAUGUGAUGGUGAGUUGGGUCUUUCUAUGCUGCUGGACAAUUUUUAGAAUGUAAUUUAGUUGAUUAUGGGGCUGUUUUCUGGCGAGAAAACUUGCGUUGAAAUUAACUGAAAUGCACCUUGACUUCUUUGGACAACGAUCACUAAACAUGGUUCACACCUCUUCAAACAAAGUUCGAAUGAGGGUGUUUGAUGUUUACACGACUCUCGAGACAGAUCUACAUUAAGUUACUCCUACUCCUAUGGAGGUUCAGUUAGAGCUCCACAUCUACGACUACGACUAAAAUUGCAGAGGAAGGGAUAAAGGGAUAAAAUUUGACAUUGUGUUGUCUGGUGUGAAUUUGGCGAACCCUUUCUCUGUCAACUCCUUCUCUUAUUUAUAGCCUUGAAGUGGUAACCGGCGUAUAAAAACCGCCUAGAGAGUAACUUCCAAAAGAACUACUCUUUUUCUUCCUCGGACGUGGCUGACGUGUCAUUGUACGGGGAUAAUCGGCAGUUGCUAUGUUAACCGCUUGCCCUUUCUCUUGGAGCUGAUAUCUUGUUACUUGACUCCUUUUUACCAUGGCCAUUCCAGAUCUCAAAACGAGAGACUUAUACAUCUCGCAGCCGACAUGGUGUCUAGAUCUCGCGACGAGCUCUAUCGAGCUUGACGCCAACGUGGUCUAGACCUCGCGACCACGUCGGGCUAUUAGACUUGACGCCAACGCGGUCUAGAUCUCGCGACCACGUCGAGCUCUAAAUUUGAUGACCACAUCGGGCUCUAAAUUUGACGACCACGUUGGGCUCUAAACUUAACGCCAAUGCGGUCUAGAUCUCACGACCACGUCGGACUCUAAAUUUUAUGCCAACGCGGUCUAGAUCUCGCGACCAAGUUGGGCUAUAAAUUUGACGCCAACGC